AUGCCUCCCGUACUGCCGACCGGGGAUUUCCCCGACAUUCCCAUGGCGUCCGUCUCGGGUCUCGAGACUCGAGACACUGACGGCCAAGGUGUCGACGGAACCCCGUCCCUCAACAUCAAUACCCUUGUUGCUCGCUCCGAUUCAACCUCCACCUCCACCCACACCGAUAAGCCCGCCCCGGGGCAGGGUACAGUCGACCCGAAGAGCAUCAAGAUGCAGGGCCUAAUGGCUCUAUUUGCAAUUAUCGGAGCAGCCUUUGUACUUGCGUCGAUCUGGUUCUUUUUCUGGGCCAAAGAAGGCGGGUUUGUUUGGCGCAAAGGCGACUGGGACGAAUACAAAUCGACGGUUCUGCGACGCAAAGGACCGGACGGACGAACACUCAGUAAUGCAACCAAAAGUACCAAGCUGGGUGGUGGUAGCAUUGUCGGCAAGGGCUACAGCGACACCGGGUACACAUACACCGACGGCAGCGCAUACGACGAGACAGCGACGACAAUCACCGAAGAGAAGCCGAGGCGCAAGCGAUUCCGGGAUACGGCCAAGCAGAAGCUGAUGCGAGGUCGCAAGAACGAGCGCUGGGAGGGUGAGGCUGACGACGAUGUGAGAGCGUAUCGCGAAGAGAAGCCGGCCCGCGUCGGUGGCAUGAACCGCGAGGCCGAGGGCACGUACCACGGCAGCGACUACGACAGCUCGGCCCCGCCGACGCACUACAACGAAAGUGACAUUACCGAAGUGCGUGACUAUGCCUACGAGCGGCCACGACAGCAGCGGCCCCGCAACCCUUCGGGCUUCUCUUUCACUGCCGGCAGUGAAGAGGUUCUGAGUCAGGCCACCGAGGAACACAGUCUGCGGGAUCCGUCCGCACGCCGCCACAACCGCCGUCGUGAUCGUCGCAGCCGUGCUCCUCCUCCGUCCGCACCCUCCUCACGGACCAGUAGCCCCCGCAAGCGCGAGCGUCGCUCCGUGCCGGGCCAUUACACUGAGCCGCUGGAUAUGUCGGCCGCAGGUUCCUACCAGUACUCCAACGUUGACACCGAGGACUCUGGUACCAGGAGCUACCACCACCCAAUCCCCGGCUUGAGCAAGGGCUACCGCCGAGACGGGCGCAGCCGCCGCCGCGAUAGUCUGAGUGACAGCGAGGGCGAGACGCAGUACUCAUGA
Molecule: messenger RNA, 1161 nt
Organism: Penicillium alfredii
Lineage: Eukaryota; Fungi; Ascomycota; Eurotiomycetes; Eurotiales; Aspergillaceae
Exons: 1
Coding region: 1-1161 (386 amino acids)
Source: RefSeq, a predicted model, not a curated record